Tachysurus vachellii is the source of this 2418-nucleotide messenger RNA. Its product is annotated as extracellular calcium-sensing receptor-like. NCBI's taxonomy places the organism in Eukaryota, Metazoa, Chordata, Actinopteri, Siluriformes, Bagridae. Gene Ontology annotation, molecular function: G protein-coupled receptor activity. Gene Ontology annotation, biological process: G protein-coupled receptor signaling pathway. Bases 1 to 2418 code for a protein of 805 amino acids. The transcript is spliced from 7 exons. The record is from RefSeq and is a predicted model, not a curated record. Gene Ontology annotation, cellular component: membrane.
AUGGAGCCUUUACUCUUUACUCUUUUACAUAUGGUAACGGCCAUAAUAAAUUUUUCCAGAGGUAAUGGGACUACCUGUUCGUUGCGAGGAGACCCUACAUAUCCACAGAUUUGGAAGGAUGGUAAUAUCAUUGUUGGAGCAGCUUUCCCUUUUCAUAGUAAUUGGGAAACCUCGGACAUGUCUUAUUUGGUCAUGCCACAACAAAUGAAGUGUGGGAGUCUUGAUUUCAGAGCCUUUCAGUAUUCACAAUCCUUGAUCUUUGCCAUUGAAGAGAUCAACAACAGUUCCUCUUUAUUACCUGGGAUAUCACUGGGUUACAAGAUCUAUGACACUUGCAGUUCAGCAGCAUUGGGGGUGAAAGUAGCUAUGGCUCUCAUUAAUGGGAAUGAAAACUCAGUCUUGGAUGAGAUGUGCACAAACCCAGCACAGGUGCAAGCCAUAAUAGGAGAGACCUACUCUUCAGUGUCCAUGGCUAUUGCAAAGAGCAUUGGACCUUUCAGCAUUCCCUUAAUCAGUCAUUACUCUACCUGUGAGUGUCUCAGUGACAAAGGGAAAUAUCCCUCAUUUCUACGCACUAUACCCAGUGAUUAUUACCAGACAAGAGCACUUGCAGAGAUGGUCAAACACUUUGGCUGGACCUGGGUGGGAGCAAUAAGAAGAGACGAUGAUUAUGGAAACAGUGGGAUGGCUGCAUUUACUGAAGCUGCAGAGCAGUUGGGUAUCUGCUUAGAAUAUUCCCUUCCGUAUUUUAGAACGUACUCGGAUGAAAAGGUGCUGAAAAUUAUUCAGCAAAUCAAAAGCUCCACAUCUCGAGUGAUUGUUGCAUUUCUUGCUCACUGGGACUUAGAAAUCUUGCUCCAAGUCUUUUUUAAACAUAACAUCACUGGAUACCAGUGGGUUGGAACUGAAGGCUGGAUUUCUGAUUCAGAACUUGCUGCAAAAGAUGAACACCAUAUACUGAAGGGAGCCAUAGGACUAGCUAUACCUAAAACGACAGUGACGGGUCUAAAGGACUUUAUUCUAGAUAUUAAACCACUAAAAUCUGUGGGCAGGGACAUUUUUACUAAAUUCUGGGAAGCAUUAUUUAAGUGUAAAUAUGCAAUGCAAAAUGCUACAAUGGACUAUCCGUUGUGUACGGGUGAUGAGAAACUCUCAGAGAUGGAAAACAUCUUCACCGACAUGUCCCUGAUGCCUAUUUUCAGUAAUGUGUAUAAAGCAGUAUAUGCCAUUGCCCAUACACUACAUGAACUUCUAGGCUGCAAAGAAACAUGUCCUACAAAGAAGCAGCCCGAUCCUUUCACAUUUCUAGAAAAUCUAAAGAAAAUACAUUUUAAAACCAAAGAGGGCGAAGAAGUGUUUUUUGACAAAAAUGGUGACCCUGCAGCAAAGUAUGAUAUAAUAAACUGGCAUGGGAAUGUACAACAUGAAUUUGUUACUGUUGGACUUUAUGACUCAUCCAUAAUGGGUCAUGAUCGAUUAGCAGUAAAUAUGGAUUUAAUUGAAUGGGCACAUAAUAUCAAGCAGGUGCCGAUUUCGGUGUGUAGUGAGAGUUGUCCUCCUGGCAAAAGGAAAGCUGUACAGAAAGGAAAACCCAUCUGCUGCUUUGACUGCAUACCAUGUGCUGAAGGAGAGAUCAGUAAUAUGACAGAUUCCAUUGAAUGUCAUCAAUGCUAUCAGGAAUACUGGUCAAAUCAUCAGAGAGAUCAGUGUAUAAAGAAGGAAGUUGAAUAUUUGUCUUACAAAGAAACCAUGGGAAUUCUGCUAACAGCUGUUUCUAUUAUUGGUGCAUUUUUGACGAUGCCCUCUGAUUGGUCCUGUAUGCUGCAACACACAGCCUUUGGGAUCACCUUCGUCCUCUGCAUCUCCUGUGUUCUGGGAAAAACGUUAGUGGUGUUAAUGGCCUUCAGGGCUACACUUCCAGGAAGUAAUAUCAUGAAAUGGUUUGGGCCUCCACAGCAGAGACUCAGUGUUAUAACAUUCACUCUCAUACAAGUCAUAAUUUGUGUGGUUUGGUUGACAAUAUCUCCUCCUUUCCCAUUUAAAAACCUAAAGAGCUACAAGGAAAAGAUUAUUUUAGAAUGUAAUUUGGGCUCAACUGUAGGUUUCUGGGCUGUUCUGGGUUAUAUAGGGUUUUUGGCUGUUCUCUGUUUUAUCUUGGCUUUUCUGGCCCGGAAGUUGCCUGACAAUUUCAAUGAAGCCAAAUUCAUCACAUUCAGCAUGCUGAUAUUCUGUGCAGUUUGGAUCACAUUUAUUCCUGCUUAUGUCAGCUCUCCUGGAAAAUUCACUGUAGCUGUAGAGAUAUUUGCUAUUUUAGCAUCAAGCUUCGGCUUAUUAUUCUGUAUAUUUCUUCCAAAGUGUUACAUAAUAAUACUGAAACCUGAGAAGAAUACUAAAAAGCAACUGAUGGGCAAAGUGUAA